Messenger RNA from Acanthochromis polyacanthus (spiny chromis), 6800 nucleotides. It is a transcript of the gene sgpp1b, whose product is annotated as sphingosine-1-phosphate phosphatase 1b. The coding region runs from base 410 to 1771 and encodes 453 amino acids. Gene Ontology annotation, biological process: sphingosine metabolic process; phospholipid dephosphorylation. Lineage: Eukaryota; Metazoa; Chordata; Actinopteri; Pomacentridae. Gene Ontology annotation, molecular function: sphingosine-1-phosphate phosphatase activity. The record is from RefSeq and is a predicted model, not a curated record. The transcript is spliced from 3 exons. Gene Ontology annotation, cellular component: endoplasmic reticulum membrane.
UGUUUAUUGUCAACAUUUUUGUCGGUUUUGGAAGAAAUUGGUUGAUUUUCCGACUGCCACUGAAAGCAGCAGCCGAGGCGCGCUCCCGGCGGCUCCGCGGACCUGUCAGUUGCAGAAAGCGGGACCCUAAACGCAACGUCUGGACUCAGUGGAAGCGCGGCCCCGGUUCGGUUAAUGUCCGUUAAAGUCCGACCGGAAACGGGUUUUAAUGUUGUUUAAACGGCUUAAGUCGCCGUUUGAACUUGUUUUUACUUUUCUAACGGUCCGGGCUUCACUUCUGACCUCCGCCGGGAUGCGCGGCUCGGCUAGCUAACGUUAGCCGCUCAGCUAGCAUCGGUGCUCUGGCACAGAAAGUAGCGGAGUCCGUGAUCCUGCCGUCUGCUGCGUGGGAGUCCGAACCCGGCCAGACAUGGAGAAACUCAGGGAGCGGCUCCGAUACCUCCAGGACCCGCACCUGGUGGCCCGCUUCCAGCACUUCUGCGGGGUCCGGGGGACGUUUUCACGGAGCGGCGCGGGCAAACCAGCGGACCGGACUUCGCCGCUCAACAACGGGGCUCUUCAGCAUCACAGCGGCGGGGAAAGUGACGGAGAGAACUCGGCCGUUAUCGGAGCCGGAGAGGGGAAGAAGAAGACUGAGAUCCGGAGGAGAACCGCGGAUUUAAACCUCAAGGGAAGCAGCGAAAGUCCUCCGCAGAACGGGGCGGCCGGAGGAGCUCCGGAGCUCCGCGGGGAGAACGGCAGCGAAGCCCCGGUGAAAGUGAAGCCGCUCCGCAAGAACUCUCUGACGGGCGACGCCGGGCAGGAGUUCCUGAUCCAGAACCGGUUCCUGUACUACAUGUUCACGCUGGGGACCGAGCUGGGCAACGAGUCCUUCUACAUCACCUUCUUCCCCUUCAUCAUGUGGAACGUGGACGUGUUCGUCAGCCGGCGGCUCAUCAUGGUCUGGGUCUGGGUCAUGUAUCUGGGCCAGUGCACCAAGGACGUGGUCGGCUGGUCCCGGCCCGCCUCCCCGCCGGUGGUCAAGGUGGAGAUGUUCUACAACUCCGAGUACAGCAUGCCGUCCACACACGCCAUGUCCGGGACCGCCAUCCCCUUCUCCCUGUUCCUCCUCACCUACGGCCGCUGGGAGUACCCGUCCUCUCUGGGGUUCUGCUUGGCUCUGAGCUGGUGUCUGCUGGUCUGUUCCAGUCGGAUCUACUUAGGAAUGCACUCGGUUCUGGACGUCAUCGCCGGCGUCCUCUACAGCGUCCUCAUCCUGGUCUUCUUCCUGCCGGCGUUGGACCUGAUCGACGACUUCAACCUGAACUGCCGCUUCGCUCCUCUGGUCAUCAUCAGCCUCCACCUGGGCCUCGGCCUCUUCUCCUUCACCCUGGAUACCUGGAGCACCUCUCGGGGCGACACUGCUCAGAUCCUGGGCACCGGCGCCGGCGUGGCAUUGGCGUCCCACGUCAACCAGCGCCUCGGCCUGCUGCCUGACCCCACGCCCGACCGGCUGCCCCUCAGCUUCCCAUCCCUCGGCACCGGCCUGGUAGCGGCCGCCGUCAUGCGCCUGGUGGUGGGGGUUCUGGUUCUGGUGGCCACCAGGGCACUGAUGAAGGCCGUCACCAUCCCGCUGGUGUGCCGGGUGUUUGGGAUCCCCAGUGAUGACGUGAGGAAGGCCCGGCAGCACAUGGAGGUGGAGCUGCCCUACCGCUACAUCGUCUAUGGGACGGUCGGGUUUAACGUUCUAUUCCUGGUUCCGCUGCUGUUCAGUCGCCUGCAGCUCUCCUGACUGAAGUCUAGACUCCAGAACCGAUCUGUUCUCCAGACAAAGGCGGGUUUGGGACCGAAGAAGCUGAAUUAAAGCCUCAACGCUGAUCUGGACGCAGAGUUUUGAUCAGAUUCUUAGUUUUUAGUCCUGAAAUCUCUCGACUGUUCAACCUGUGGUUCUGUUCUUUGGUUAUUUAAUGUGGAACCUCGUUUAACGGUUUCACUCGUUCUCGACCUUAAAGAGCAAAAGAAAACAUUUCAUCAGCAGCCUCUGAAGGACCAGAAACAUUUUAGUUUUUUUAUUAUUCCUGUUGAUGUUAAGAGUUCAGACGAAGGAUCACAAGAAGAGGGUUUCAGGUAGAAACACCUGAAACCCAAAAGAUGCGCAGAAACGAGUUUGGAGAGAAAACGGGUUGAUUUACGGAUCGAUUGUUGCUCUGCUUCGAAACUUUUUGUGGUUCUUUGUCUGGAAGCUUCUAAAUGUUGGAGUUUGAUCUCAAAGCAAUACGAUGAUUUUCUAAAGGGCUCUUCCACUGCUUCUGUCUGCUCUGUGAUCGAUUGUUUUCCCUGCGACCGGCACAUACUGUUGAUCCACCAGGAGGAAGGAAGGACUCUGUUUGGGAAAUGUACAGAGAUUUUUAAUUUUAUUCUGACGGGGUGAUUCAGUUUUCUGCACUAUAAACUGACUUCCUGUCUGGAGGCGACGGCGGAGAAAACGCUGAUCUGACGGUCAAAAACUGGACGAAAUUUAAUGUUUUUAGGGGGAAAAAAUUUUAAAAUUUCAUAAUUUAUAGAAUAAACUUCUAAUAUUUUCAGACCACAGUGGAAAAUUUACACAAAAAGAUUUUACUAUUGAAAGAAAAACUACAUUUAAAUGCUUAUUUGUAGAAAACAGUCGAAUUUUUUUGACUUUGCUUUGGAAAAAAAUCUACUUUUUCUGAGUACCUUUUAAAGAAAAAAAAGUUUAACUUAGCUGGAAAUGUUUCAGCUUUAUUCAUCAAACUUCCUUCGCGCAAAAUUGGAAUACUACGAAUGUUUUGAGGUGAAUUUCAGCGUAAUUCUGCAUAUAUUGCAGCUACAAUUGCGACUGUAUUCCAAACUUUUUAUAUAUAAAAUUAUUAUCUAACUUAGGAAGUAUUGAAAGCUUUUUCAAGUUAAAUUGUUUGAACAAAACAAUUUUUGGGGUAAAAUUUCAACUUUAUUCAGAAUUUUUUCUCCAUCUAACAGCCACUCUAGUUUAAAAAAUUUCGUUUUUUUGCAUAAAAAUUACAACUCCACUCAUCAAACUUUCUUAACUUCCUUUGAGCAAAAUUCAAGGAGAUCCUGGCAUUAUUACAAAUAUUUGAAGUUAAAUUUCAGCUUAGAAAUGCAACUUAAUGCAGAAAAAAACUACACUUUUUUUACAUUAUUCAAAGCUUUCUAUGUGUAAUUACAUCAGUUAAAGUCUAGGAAUAUUUUAGCUUUUCUACGUGAAAAUUAACUAACUUUCACCAAACUUUUAAGUAAAAAUGCGACAUCUUUCUUUUUUUGUGAGUGAUUGCAAUCUAAUUCAGGAAUUUUUAUAAAUCUUUUGAAAAAAACUUCAACGUUUUUAUGCUUAAAUUUCUGACUUAAUUCAGGAAAUUUCUGCUUUUCUGCAAAAGAAACUUUUUACCUUUUCUACGAUCUGUUUGUUGAAUGAAGGGCUUGAUAUCAAGCUUUAUUUUUGUAGAUUUUUUUGACGUUACACUUCCUUUUGUAAAGACAAACAAGAAGAUCAAUUUAAUUUCUAAAAUCUCAGGAAACAUUUGCAGGUUCUCGUCAAUAAAUCAGUUAUUAGAAAAUCAGAAAAAUAAACGUUUUCUCCGUCGUCGUCCUUCAGUUUAAUAAGCGACCGUAAACAGACUGUGGACUUUUAGACAUGAAGACUUCUUAAAUCUACACCAUUUUUGUGCUUUUUAAACUCAAAAAGUGACGUUAAUCUCGUUAAAAACCAUCAGUAUCUCAGCAGCAGUUUUCAAAGAGAGAAGCUCAGAAAAUAGUUUUUAUUAAAAACCAAAAGUUCGUGUUUGGUUUCAAAACGGCAGAAAUUUGACCUGAAAGUUUAAAACGGUUUGACUGAAAAAUCUCAACUUUAAAAACUGCUGAUGAAGACCAGGAUAUGUGCCUGAAAGCUCAGCGUUCGAGUUGAAAGUUGAAUUUGUAACCCUGACUCUUUAUACUCUGGUUUUAAACUCAGACAUUUGACCAUUGAGCAGCUGUUCUUUCAGUGAAACCACAUGAGCUUCCUCUCAUGGUAAAACUUGCUAAAUCCUUUAUUCGAACGGUUUAUGCUUCCAUUUUCUGUUAACUCAGAAACAGGGUUUUAAAGUUUGUCCUCGAGCUUUGGAAUAAUAGUCAGGAAAAUUGUGUCAUUUCAGACGCCCUUUAGCAGCUGUUCUGGAGCUUUCAGUGACAUCCCAUGAGCUUCCUCAGCAGAAAACUUUUUUGUAGACAUUUCUGUUUCCAUUUUUCUGAGCACAUUAGCUACGAAAGAGGAAUUUAAAGUUUGUCCUUGAACUUUGAAACAGCAGUUUGACAAAAACAUGCCACUAAAGACGACAUUCAGCAAAUGUUUUGUAGCUUUCAGUGAUGUCUCAUGAUCUUCUUCAGUAGAAAACUUUAGUUGGAGUUAUAGACGUUUCUAUUUCUGUUUUUCUCAGCACAUUAGCUACGAAACAGGAAUUUAAAGUUUGUCCUCGAACUCUGAAACAGCAGUCAACAAACUUUUACCACUAAAGAAGCCAUUUAUUUGCUUCUCUGGAACUUUUCACAUGAGCUUCCUCUGAAGGUAGAACUUUUGCUGGAGUUAUAUGUUUUUAUGUUCAGUUUUCUCAACCUUUAAUGACAGCAUUUGUGCAAAACUUGCGUUUUAAAGUUUAUCCUUGAGUUUUGAAACAACAUUCGACAAAAACCCGUCUGUGCGGAGGCCUUUUAGUAGCUGUUUGGAGUUUAUUGAGUCGGAUUGAAAGCUGCAGAAGAGCUGUUGAGCGGAACUUCAGUAACUUCUAAGUAUCUGAACUGUUUCUUCAGAAUAAGAUUCACCAACUGAACAUGAAAAAGCCACGAAGUCGACUUUCUUAUGUUUGGAGCUUCUGUUUGAAAUUGAAUCCACUUAAAGUUCAGAUUUCCCACUCAGCCAGGAGUCAGUGAAGGUCUCGCGUUAACCACUGUAGAUGAAGUGCCUCCUCCAGGCUCUUCGUUUGGUCUUAAUUUGCCCACGGAGCUGAUUUGUAGCCUCUUGUUGUUGUUUGUUGUUGUUAUUUGUUGUUUAUGGUACUGUCCUAGAAAUGAUGCACUGUUCCCAGAAUACACUGCUUCCCUCCGAGCCGAGCAGGAAGUCGGUGUGACGUGAAAAACCGAACCAAGAGAGGAUUUCUAAACAGUUUAGCUGCAAAAGGAUCAGUAUUUCUGAUUAAGUCUGGUUGUUUUCAGGGCUUUACUUUGGUAAAAUGAAAGAGUUACAAUAUUUCCUGCCGCUGUGGCGACCAGAUGAGUUUGUUUUAUGAUUUUAUUGCACCUUUUAUUGCUUUUUUAUUCACAUGAUCACCACAGUAGCAACAGCAAAUGCUUUUUAUUGGCGAUUUUAUUGGUUUCCAGAUUAAACUGUUUGUUGUCGCUGCUGUAAAAUGUCAGAAAGGGAAAGUUUCCAUGAAAACUUAAAAGAAAGUCCGUUUAAAAAAUGACAGAAGACCUUUUCGACUUGCUGCUCGGCUCGUUUCACCUCCUGUGGCCUUGAGUUCAUCCUGUUUUUGUCUUUGUUUUUGUUUUUUUGAGUGUUGAUUCUUUGGUUGAAUCUGACGGAUGAAGACAAACCGGAAGUGGAAAAUGAAGAGUCGAUGAAGUUUAAUCUGAGAAAAUAGACGGUUUUUAUGUUCGAUGAGACAAAAAGUGAGGAUUUAUUCCACCUGUUUGUUUUAAAGCAGAGUCGACCUCAUUAUUUAGUUUUUUUUUGGUGAGAAAUCACAAAUAGAAACAUAAAUCAUCAAUAAACUGUUUUAUCCACGUGAGUGAUGGAGAGAAUUUUUAAAAAUUAGUGUUUGAAUAUUGUGUUUUGUUUAUGUCCUAAAUUAGUUUUUUCUUUUUUUAUUUGGUGAAAGCCAAAUAUUUAUAAUAACCUUUUUCAUAUUAUUUUUCAGUAAUUAUUUGAUUUUAUUCAUUUCUUUCUUUACUUUUUAAAAAAUCUAAUUUUUUCUGAUUUUUUAAAAAUUAAAUUAAAUUAAUUUUUUUAUUUUGUUAAAACAUAAUUACACGGUUUGGUAUUACAGUAUGUGGAAACCAAAUAUUUGUGUUCAUCUUUGUUUAUUUUAUUUUAUUUUACAUUUUUGUUUAUUGUUUAUUGUUUGGUUUUAUUCAUUUAUUUCUUUUAAAAAAACAGAAAUUUUUUCCUAUUUUUAAAAAAAAAUCAUUUUUGUUUUAAUAUUUUUUGUUUUAUUUUUGCCCUAAAUUAAUUUUUUAUUUGAUAUUUAAAAAUAUAAAUCCAUAGUUUAUUUGGUGGAAACCAAACAUUUAUCAUAAUCUUUGUUCAUAAAUGUCAAUCAUUAUAACAGGGUAUUUAGAUCUUUGAUGGUUAAAACAUUUCAUCAGAUCUUCAGCUCUUCUCUCGAGGUCGACUCUGCUGGUUUUUGUCUUUUCAUUUCCACCAGAUGUGUUGAAACUGUAGCCAAACUUCCUCUUCAGUGCCUUUAAUCAGUCAGGAUCUCAACUUUUCGCUGCGUCUUUUUGCCUUUUGCACUUUGUAGCUGCAGAAACGUUUCCAGAUGAAAACUUCACAUUUUAAAGUUUCACUGAAGCUCAGAUUUAGUUUUUCUCCUUCGAUGAUUUAAAGGGUUUAUUCCAGAAUCAAUAAACCGACAGAUGAUUAUUUUCUGAUCAGACCUUCAUGAUUCCGGUUUAUUCUCUGUUCGUGUCCGGAUGUUUCAGUAUUUUUUUAUUCUCUAUGAACUGCAGAUUUUAUUGUUGAUUCAGAACCAAACUCUUGUUUCUGUUUGGGUGAAAAUAACGAAAUAAAAAUGAUGAAUGGAAAAAAUGGA